UCAUGCAUAUAGCUGGGCAAACAACUGUUCUAAUCCGCAUUAUCUUAAUCCAAAUCUGGCGGUUUAUACAGAUGUUUUGCGCUAACGGUUAGCGGCCAAAAACCUCCGCUUGUCCACAUGCCAGUGAAAGUUCUAAUCCGGCUCAAACAGACUGUUGUGCGUCUCGUAUCUCGUAUCUCGUGCGUGGAAUCAUGAAUGAAUGAGUGUUGCUUUCAACAAUGGACCCUUUACCAAUCGCCUUAUCAGCAGAAUUGAACUGAAAGUGUUAGCUGAAAAUAGCUCUUCAACUUUAAACAACCACAAUUAGUGAAUAACUUAUGGUGCAUAGUAGUGAAACAUGAAGAUUCCUUUGUAUCUUUUCAUCUUAAAAGAUAUGCUGUUUGAACUUUAAAUUACCCUUGUAAUUUAGCACACUUAUUAGAUCUGUUUUAUGUAGCACCAAGUUCGGAUCGUGACUUGCGAUUAGUGCUGCAAUCGCAGUGCAUUGCCCAAUCUAUUGAUUAUCUGCAACUUGUGGCAGACUGCCGCAAUAAUUCGAUUGACACUAUCAGCCAGCUCCAUUGAUUGAGAUAAGCCCGUUCUCACGCGGUGUUUUACACUUCUUUACAAACGCCAAGUCACGGCCCUCGUCAUAUAAAAACCAUAGUAUAAAUAGUCGGGAAUCUUUUGGGUUUUACGAUCGACCGUGUAUUUCCUGCUCCGUCCAAUGGGCCAUAUAGGCACAUAUAAAGUGGGUGCUCCAUCGCUUGCCGUGCGAAAGUGUGCUCCAAUUGCAAAGUUGUAACAUUGAGCGACAUUUGAUGAAGGUUGCCGACUUUUAUCUCGAAUUCCAGAUGGAGCGAGCGUGCGUAGAUUGCACUGAAAGCUUUUUAGAACAACUAGGUAUCAAAUAGGUAUUAUAUCAUUUUAUCAUAUAAUAUUCCCCAUUGAUUGAGUGUCUGCAAGGGUCAUUAAAUUAAGCAUAAAAAAAAUAAAGGUGUCAGGAACUGCAUUCCAUACUCCUACGAGUAGAUAUCAAUUUCACCCGAUCGUGGUCAAUUGGUCAAUUGAAGUAAUUCACGAUUGAAUCAAUACAAUACCAUAUAGGGCUUCAUUGCGGAAGAUGCCAGCAGGAGUGGAUGCUCAUGCAUGAAUAAGAAAUGAAGUUGAACGAAACCAGAAUGGAUCUCAGCACACACCGCCUGACCACUUGGCUGCUCCUCCUCCUGGCCACAGUUGCCCUGGGAAAUGCCCAAACCAGUCUGCUCACCGUCGAUUCCCAUGACAUCACCGUUCUGCUGAACGGCAACGAGACUUUUCUGGUCUUCGCCAACGGAUUACUAGCCAGCGAUGUGCAAGUUACGCUGGGAACGGAUUCAGAGGAUCACUUGCUCCUCGAUCCCGCGUCCUUCGUUUAUCCAGCGGGCAGUACUCGGAAUCAGUCGGUGGUGAUAACUGGCCUCAAAGCCGGCAACGUCAAAGUGGUCGCCGAUAGCGAUGAUGCGAACAAAGAGAUUGUGAAGGAUGUGUUCGUUCGCGUGACUGUGGCCAAAUCGAGAGCUUUGAUCUACACCUCCAUCGUCUUUGGCUGGGUUUACUUUGUGGCCUGGUCGGUAUCCUUCUAUCCGCAGAUCUGGAGCAACUAUCGCCGCAAGUCCGUCGAGGGUCUGAACUUCGACUUCCUGGCCCUCAACAUCGUGGGCUUCACCCUGUACAGCAUGUUCAACUGCGGCCUCUACUUUAUCGAGGAGCUGCAGGAGGAGUACGAGGUGCGAUAUCCGCUGGGAGUGAAUCCUGUGAUGCUCAACGACGUGGUCUUCUCAUUGCACGCCAUGUUCGCCACCUGCAUUACGAUCCUGCAGUGCUUCUUCUAUCAGAGAGCACAGCAAAGGGUGUCGUUCAUUGCCUACGGAAUCCUGGCCAUCUUCGCCGUGGUGGUCGUCGUGUCCGCCGGUUUGGCCGGUGGAUCCGUCAUUCAUUGGCUGGACUUUCUGUACUACUGCAGCUACGUCAAGCUGACCAUCACCAUCAUCAAGUACGUGCCGCAGGCUCUGAUGAACUAUCGCCGGAAGAGCACCUCCGGCUGGAGCAUCGGCAACAUUCUGCUGGAUUUCACGGGAGGAACGCUGAGCAUGCUGCAGAUGAUUCUAAAUGCCCAUAAUUACGAUGACUGGGUGUCCAUUUUCGGGGAUCCCACCAAAUUCGGACUGGGUCUGUUUUCCGUGCUCUUCGAUGUGUUCUUCAUGCUGCAGCACUACGUGUUUUACAGGCAUUCGAGGGAAUCCUCGAGCUCUGACCUCACCACCGUGACGGAGGUUCAAAAUCGAUCAAAUGAGUCGCCGCCGAGCGAAGUGACGACUGAGAAAUAUUAGAGUUGCAUUAUCAUAUGUCUGCUGUAGAGAAAGACUUUUGUGCCAGUAGCGCUUUAUGUACAUUUUUAGAAUUGUAAAUAUAUCCGUAUGCCGUAGCUGCCUAAGCUUUUGUAUAA
This is a messenger RNA of Drosophila mauritiana, 2467 nucleotides long. RefSeq names its product cystinosin homolog (gene Ctns). The record is from RefSeq and is a predicted model, not a curated record. Bases 1140 to 2351 code for a protein of 403 amino acids. The transcript is spliced from 7 exons. Lineage: Eukaryota; Metazoa; Arthropoda; Insecta; Diptera; Drosophilidae. Gene Ontology annotation, cellular component: lysosomal membrane. Gene Ontology annotation, biological process: L-cystine transport. Gene Ontology annotation, molecular function: L-cystine transmembrane transporter activity.